GACACUGGCAAACAGUAAUACUUGAGCAAGCAUGCACUAAGUGAGUCAAGAUAUGCUCGAAGUCAUUGACGCGAAGUCUCUGCUUGACUCUUCAAUGCCAUGCCAGCAACGAAACCAUGGCUCGAAACCUUGACCCUUGACAAAUUACACCGAGUGGCCGUCAACAUUGGCUCACCGUGCUCCGGCACCAAGACCGCUCGUGUCGAGGGGAUCAGAAAUGUAGUGUCCAGCGUCAAGAGCCGCGGCGAGAAGCCACUGAGUUUGCUGAGCAUUGAUAUGGGCAUACGGAAUCUCGCGUUCGCGCACUUCACUGCACCGAAAGCCGGGGAUGAAACGCCAGCAGUGUACGAUCAUCCGACGCUACAGGCGUGGCGGCGUGUUGCGAUUGCGUCGUCAUCGGCCUCGCAGAAUGCCGCGAAGGCGAACAAGUUGCUACGAGAUGUCGGUAGUGUCGAGGACGAUGUGGGGGUGGCCACGAAAGAAUCUUUCGAGCCAAUGGACUACGCUAGACAUGCAUACGCUCUGGUCAGGGAUAUGCUCGCGACGUAUCAUCCGAAUCACAUUAUCAUCGAGAGGCAACGAUUUCGCUCUGGCGGCCGAGCGGCUGUGCCGGAGUGGACGAUUAGAGUCGGCGUGUUUGAGGGGAUGCUCUACGCUGUUCUGCGGACGUUGAUUGAACAGGGAGAUCUUGAGGUGGAAGUUGAGCCAAUGUGGCCUUCGCAGGUCAAUCGAUUCUGGCUUGAAGGGCAAGAUCGCGACGUCGUGCCAUCAUUGGGGAAGAAAUUGACGGGACGAGAAGUCAAGCGGGCUAAGAUCAAUAUUGUUGGCGGGAUACUGGAGCGGCAUGCUGGACCUGGGACCGGGGCGGGUAAGAUCUCAAUCAGUGAAGAAAUUCAACCGUUCGCAAAGGAGUUUGUGGCGACUUGGAAGAAAGAGAUAAAGACAAAGAAAAAUGAGAUGAAGAGUAUACCUAAGCUCGAUGAUCUUGCGGAUAGUCUUUUGCAGGGGCUAGCGUGGAUUGAGUGGCAGGAUCACAGGAAACUGCUUGAGAUUUUGGGAUCGAAGGCUGUGGAUAUGGAGACCGGAUGCAUGCUGUGAGACUCGAGAGCAUGGCGACGCAUAUGCUGGUCAUGAUGAAUAGUUUGCUUGAUGAUCGGCACGUUUGAAAGUCAGACUCGAAAGCCGGAGAUGACGUCUCGAGCACAAUGGAGGAAGAUCAAGCUUUGAACGAAUGACAGAUUACGUGCAGCAGCAAGAAAUUGCUCCUCGCGACCUCGACCGUGCAUGGCAAUUGCUCUUAAUUCAGUUCAUCUGGAUACCCAGGCAAGCAUAUAAGAGCCAAGGGCAGAUGGAGCGAGCGGUCCCGCAGCAGCAGCAUCUGUCUUGUUACCAUCAAAGGAUGCACACCCAUACGGGAGUGGCUGAAACUCCACGACGGGUUCUUUCCGCGAUGUCGAGCGCUCGCAAUCAGUCGAGAACAGGUCGAAAUGGUUCACUAGAGGACUGGAAGGAUCAUCGAAGCUUGCAUCCAAACGGUAAAUCAAAAGUCGUGUGGUGUCUGGAUAGCCAGUCAUCUGUGGGG
Exophiala viscosa is the source of this 1582-nucleotide messenger RNA. Its product is annotated as mitochondrial resolvase Ydc2. Gene Ontology annotation, cellular component: mitochondrion. The coding region runs from base 100 to 1098 and encodes 332 amino acids. The transcript has a single exon. Lineage: Eukaryota; Fungi; Ascomycota; Eurotiomycetes; Chaetothyriales; Herpotrichiellaceae. The record is from RefSeq and is a predicted model, not a curated record. Gene Ontology annotation, molecular function: DNA endonuclease activity; crossed form four-way junction DNA binding; flap-structured DNA binding.